Xyrichtys novacula (pearly razorfish) is the source of this 20670-nucleotide messenger RNA. NCBI's taxonomy places the organism in Eukaryota, Metazoa, Chordata, Actinopteri, Labriformes, Labridae. The record is from the annotation of a GenBank genome assembly.
AUGGAUGAUGAGACCAUUCAGCCAGUGAUAGAGGUAUCAUCAAGACCUGAAAAGUUACCUCAAGACACGAUUCCUACUGCUGAUUCCUCUGAAUUUACAGCUGGUCUGGAUUCUUUGAGCAGCACAACAACCCCGAGGGAGGAGGUGACACCAACAGUUAGCAGUAAGGAAGUAAACAACCUCAGAACCACCGAAACACAGUCUUUCUCUACGACAGGAAAUGAUCCCCUUUUAGAUGUUCACCAAGACACAUUAGGCACAAUUACAGACCUGAGGGGCACAGAAAGUAGUAUCAUAACCAAAACUCCUUUUGUCCAAACUCAUCAAACUGUUCAGUACCCGAGGCAAGACCAUCAACUCUCUGUUACAGCAGAGGAGCUCUCCAGAGCAGAUGACUCACCUGCCUUUGAAAACAUGGAGACGGCUGUUUCGAGCCCCAACAUUAAACCUGAGAACCCAACAGCUCCAGGUGUCUCAUCAGGAGGGACCGGCAGGGAUGAAGAAACUACAAGUACAGAAAGAUCUUUCUUUAAUGGAUCACAUAACUCAUAUUUUUCCACUAUGCCUAGUCUCAUCUCAGGUCCCACAUCAACAGAAGAAAACACAUCACUCAACCAAUCUUCAACCAAGGACACUGCUGUACCUGUGAAAGAUUUAGCCCAAAACUUCAGUGGAAACACUAACCAAACAGAGGUCCAGACGGGUUUUGUUUUGGCUGGUAAGAUAAAAGAAAAAGAAGAAACUGAAGAAAAGUCAGGGUUUGUUACACCAGGGAAAGAAACACCAACACAAAAAGGAUCAGUUGGUGUAGAGAAUGAUAAUGGGAAGAGAAGGGGUAAGAAUAUGACAGAGGAUAAAAGUGCAGAGAAUAAAACAAACAUCUCUGUGGAGGACAAUCUCACCUCACCUGAUUGGAUCAUCCAGUCUGGUGCUCAAGACUCCUUCAUACAAUCAGAACUUGGACCUACUCAGAAGAAAGGUACACCAACAAAUCAACCAACUACAACCACGAGGAAACAUCACAGCGCUGGAUUCAGACCUGGGAUCAGAGGUCAAAGGGUGAGCUAUAGUUUAUAUUUAACAGUGGCUGCUUAAGCUGACUAUGGCCUUUUAGGGAUAAGAUGUUGUUGUUUGUGGUGUUGGUAUACAUAAUAAAACAUAUAAUUUAUGUAAAGUGACAUUAAGUGCAAAGUGUUGCUGGUGUUGAAAAGCAUAAACAAAUGACAAAGGGAAUUAUAAUCAUAUUUGAAUGCUAUUUUUACCUCACUUUCUGCCAUUACAUUGGAUAUAAUUGAGUUAUUGUGGAAAUGAUCUGAUGACCGAGAUGGAAACAUAUAUCUGUGUCAAUAUUAGCACCUGGACAGCUGUGCAACUUUGUUUACAUUUGUGUGUGAGAGAGAGGCAGUGGAUAAAUGGAAGUGUUUCCUCAGGGCAAGCAUCCUUCCUUUGGCUAUACUUGGGUACUGUAGGCCUAAACUUUGCAUUCCAGUAGUUGUCACAAAUAUUCAACUCCAGAUUAACCAGAAUUUCAACCUGAAACAAUCAAAAUAUCCCCACUUUACUGUAGUUUCAUCUACUGUCAGGGCAAUCAUAUUGUAUCACUAUAUAUUCAUUUUAAUUGUUUUUCCAGAGCAUGAGUUUGAGCAGAGCUGCAGACUUAAGCUGAUUGUUUCACCUGACCUUCUAUGCAGGGGUUGCAGGGUCCACCUGGGCAAACAGGACCACCGGGGCCUAAAGGAGACAAAGCAAGUAUUAAAUAAAACUUGAUAAGAUAAAUUUUUUAAGUACUUAAAUAAGUGUCAAACCUAAAUUCCAACUUUUCAGCGUGAAUUAGCUUGAAAUGCUUUGAGUGUGGAUUAGGUCGUUGCUUUGGCUAAUGUCUUGAUUUAAUUCAUGUUCUGAGUUCACCUCAUGUGUUACUGAAGUCUGUCAGAAGCUAGCAAGCAGGAGGAAAAAUCUGCCAAAAUAGGCACUCAGCUCAAACAGCGUAUCCCUCGGGUGAGCUACGCAAUGUUCGUGUCAAUCAUAGAAAACAUGAACCCCCAAAUAACUUUUAAAAAUGGAGCUGAACAGAAAAAAAGAGGACUUGAGCGCAAAUCAGUCUUACAGUAACUAAAGUCAACAUUGCAAACAGGUGGGAGAAAAAUGUAUAUUCUGUGUAAUAAAUUUUUAGAGUUUGUCCACAGCUCCAUAAGGAUUUCUAGAGGAGGCAGGAUUUAUGACCUAUACUGCAGCCUGUCACCAGAGGGAGCUGUUCUUGCGGUAGCUUCACCCGGCAAGGAGACAGACGGCGUCCAUUCUAUAUACAGUCAAUGGUAGUUAGCCAAUCUUAAAGUGAUGCUAAUAGGUAACAGGUAUAUAUAUAUAUAUAUAUAUAUAUAUAUAUAUAUAUAUAUAUAUAUAUAUAUAUAUAUAUAUAUAUAUAUAUAUAUAUAUAUAUAUAUAAUAUAGGUAAUAGGUCACAUUCAGUGAAUGUGAGCUCUAAUUUAACUGAGUGAAUGGACUUGGCCACAAAAAUGCUUACCUUGUUUCACAUGUGAUUUUUGGUACACGGUUUUUACUUCACAACACAGUCACUUUCAAAUAAACUUCUAAUAUGUAAUCCUUUGUUGCCGUGUCACAAGACAAACCAUUUCUUUUUGGACCUCUACAGUUUCAGCCUCCAUGCAAAACUAAGAUUAUUUUAUAACUGACACAGGUUAAAUUAAACUGUUCUCCAAGAUAAACUAUCUAAGGCGAAGCUUACACAACCCAAUCCUUUUUAAGAGCUCAUUUGCAUCAGCUUUUAUGGAAUUCUUCUGCUCUCUAGUGGUCAAAAGGGCGUAAUGCAGCCUUGACAGAGUAAGACAGAUUCUUAUCUCUCUUGAUGUUUGUGACUGAAGAUGAUGUACCAUAAAGCUCAAUAUUUCCAAAUUGAAAUGAGACAAAUAAUCAUCUGUCUUCUCAGGGUUAUCAAGGGGUUAUGGGAAGGACUGGGCAGACGGGUUAUCAGGGCCCUGUUGGUCCUCCUGGGAUGCCUGCCAUUGUUGUCUUCAAAAACUCUGAAGAAGAGUGGGAGGCUUUCAAGGUAAUUGCUGAAGGACCUGCAUCAGUAAGCAUUGUUGACAUUGUAGUUCUAACUUUUUCCAGAUUAUGGUGAAAGUCUGAAUACUCCACUGCCAGAGUGAUUCUAUAUUUUCUCAACAAAAAAGUAAAGAUUCAACAACAUGAUUGCAAAUUUGAUCAGAUAUUUAACUCAAAGUCCUCUUUCAUCAGGUGGUAAUUAUAUAUCCAACAAUUUCCUUAUUGCAGUGGAUGUUCAGAUUUACAAAUUAAUAGAAAAACUUCUGUCAUAUCCUCCCAGAAAAAGAAGAUAUAUAAAAAGCUGGUUUCCUCUUGGCCGGUAGGUGUUUGUUAUAAACCUGGAACCGUUAAUUUCAUCCAACUUGUACAAGAGAGCUGAAACCCAGUGUGUUGGACGCAUGCACAGCUGCUGGAUUUCAACACACCAACAAGUUGUUGACUCUGAUGAAAAAGAAAUAAAUUUGACAUGCAUGUAUUGAGGAAACGAUGUGAAUGACUCACAAGACAUUGGUUUGAUUUUUUAUCUUUAGAAACUUAAGGGACAACCUGGACCGCAUGGACCUCAGGGAGAUGACGGACCGAUUGUAAGGAGCCAAAAUAUUGUGACUUACUGAAAAAGCUUUAAAGCUCAGACAUUUUAUCUUAUCUCAUCAAAACCACGUACAACACAGAAAUGACAAAAACCCCUGUGACUAACUUUGUAUUCCAGGGGCCACCUGGAAUCACCGGGAAGCAAGGAAGAAAAGGAGUUCCAGGAAAAAUCGUAGGUAUCUCCAAUUCAUUUCAAUAUUUUCUUUAGUGACAUAUGUUUCAUUUGUCUUUAAGGUGACCUUUUCAUGGGUUCAACAUUCAGAGAGGAGACCCUAAUCUUUACUGUUUUUGUUUCUGCUGUCUCUGUAGAUGAGAAUUUAAGUCAGAACUGUGACCUUUGCUGAUCAAACUUGCCAGAAGUUGCUUGUGAAGUUGAAGCUGAAGUGUGUUAAACAACGGGAAAUAAUAGAUAAUAAGAGCAGUAGCCUGGUUUAAAACACUGCUCAUGAAGCUACAUCAGGCGGUGGUACUCAUAAGAGUUGAUUCAUUGUGAUGGUUUCCUGGGGUGAUUCAGUGGGUCUCAGUUUUCCGCUGCUAUUGCCAUGGUGUAAUCAAAUGGCUGAAGUAGACUGGUGCUGUAUUUUGUUAAAAAUUGUGCGGAUUUUGGGUGGAAACAAGGGUACUGAAAAGCUUUUUGGAUUUGCCAUGCAGGUAUGUAUGCAUCAUGGAGUCACAAUAUAAGACAAUAUAAUCUUACUGAGAAAAAUUCUUUUUCAUCUUCAUUACAUCUUUUCACAACAAGGACACAAAGCGAAAAGCAAUAAACCAAAAUGUGGCAAAAUAAACUAAUGAGUGUGCCAUAUUUAAGGGCAGUCCUGGACCACAGGGUAUGCCAGGUCCCCAGGGUAGACCUGGAAGAGAUGGGACCUCAGGGCAAAACUUUGAUCCAGGUUCUCCAGGCUUUCCAGGUGAACAGGUAAAUCCAUUAUCAUGGCUGUACUUUCAUAUAGAUGCUAUUUUUCUUGAUUUAAGCUUGAAGGUAAAUUUUGCCUCUGAAUAUUCAACUGCAGUCCCAUUUCAGAUUGAUAAAUGAACUUUUUGAUUGUCCCUGCAGGGUCCAAAAGGUUACAGAGGAGAGAGGGGCAGCAAAGGGGAGCUGGGUGAGUGGGUAAGAGUUGCCUAGAUUUCUAAUGUUGAAGAGAUUAUUAUUAUUAUUAUUAUUACUAUUACAAGCUACUGGUUUGUUCUGUGUUAAGGUAUAAACAUGAGGAGCAAGAUGGCAGCUUUUGUGAAAAGCAAUAUCUCCUUCUGUAGAUAUAAAAUGCUCAUUCUAAGUUAAGGCAAACAAAACAAUUUUUAUGAACCCCUUUAGGGCUGUCACUGCGUGCUUUUAAGAUCUCUACAUGAGUUUAUAGGAGUUUGUUUAAACUUGAGCCUUGUAAGGUGUCCUAUACUUUUUAGUCAUCUUAUUAGAUUUAUGAGUACUUUUCAUCACCAAAUUGUUAAACAACUGCUAAAAUCUUUGUCAAAAAUGUCUCUCAGUUUGUUAAAGCCACAUAACUGACUACUAAGAAAAAUGUAAGUUGUAACUACAGCAUGAGACCGGAGCAUUUUAUUUAAUUAUUUGUCUUUUACUCUUUCACUUUGUUUUUAGGGUUAUCAAGGGGAGUCUGGACCACAGGGAAACAGAGGACACAAAGGAGACAAGGUCUGAUUCUGCUUAUCUCACAUAAACAUAUAAUCACACAGACCCUCAAAUACCCAGGUGGAUGGUUUCUGUGAUUCUAAUUCCUUUUUUUGCCGUAAACAGGGGAACAAAGGUGUCACUGGAGUCAUCGGUGUUCCAGGUUACAUUGUAAGCUUGAAUGACUUUCCAGUUUAAUGGCACAAUGUUUUGAUGACCUGUCAUCAUAAGAUUAUUUUUAAGAUGCUGUUUCAAAUACAAAAGUCUAUUUUUUUUAUUCAGUUCAGUAUCCUUUCUUUACUUUUCAGGAUGAUUAACAAUUUCAACUAAUUACCAAAUGUAUGACAAAAAUUCAACAUUUGAACUGCUCUGUGUUUACAGGGACAGUCCGGAGCACGAGGUCCUCCGGGGUUUCCAGGAUCCACAGGGCCUUUGGUAAGAUUAAGAUGGCUAAUCCUUAAUUAUUAACAUUCAUACAUAUUUACAGAUAUAACUCUGUAUUUUGACAAACAUAAAUCUGAUUUUUUUUUGUUUUAAACAUUGAUCUGAUUUUUUUGUUUUAUCAUACCUGUAUUUUUUUUUUUUUUCUGGCAGGGAGACAAAGGAGCUCUGGGCUUUGGUGGACCACCAGGCCCUCCUGUAAGUUUGUUAACAAGAUAAUUAAGUACAGUCUACAUAAAAAUACUGGAAAUUAUGACACUUGAAUCAUGAGCUGUUCUUGUUGCAAGAUAAACAUUAAUCUGUUUCCUCUUCAGGGAAAAAUGGGCCCCAUAGGGUUAAAAGGUGUCACAGGAGUCACAGGACCUCCGGUAAGCUGUCAGGUCAGAUCAUUGAGUUUUUUGUCCCAAACUGACUAAUCAGAAGAUAUUUCUAUAAUAAUUUACCAUAAAUCAGGGUCAUCAAGGUGGAAUGGGUGCCAGGGGUGCUGCUGGAUUGCGGGUGAGAAGACCCUUUUUGACUCGUUGUCAUUAAGAGCAAAUUAAAAAAAGUUAUUAAAGUUACUUUUAAAUGUCUAACAUACAAUCCUGUAUGUGUCAGGGAGAGCCUGGACCUGAUGGAUUGGUUGGGUUCCCAGGAGUCCGUGGCCCUCAGGUGAAACAAAACCUACUUUCUAAAAUAAGAAGAGAUAUUACUGACUGCUUUUUAUUGCAUGACUGUGUCAAAUCCUUGAUCUUGAUUUCUCACUGCAAAGUAUCAUUUCAUACUAUCAGUCUACUGUUUCUUGUUAGCCUGGUGUUUAAGACAAAAAGAUCUUGUGACUUUAAUGACGUAAUUUACAAAAUUAAAGCUGGUGCAUGAGCAUUGAACAGAACUGAAGUGUGAAAAAGAUAAUGUUUCAUAAUCAGUGGGUUAUGCUACUGAAUCACAUGCUUCUUACUUCACCACCAGUGAAAAUUUUCAAUUGAAUAUGAGUAACAACAGCUAACAUUUCUCAUGUAGUGGUAAUAAUUUAAUUUAGUCAUGAAACAUAAUAUGAUACUUUUCACUGGACAGACAUUUCCAACAAAAGCUGCAGAAUUAACGAUUACUAUACAUGCUGUUAAAACUGCAAGUGUAGGAGUAGAUUAUUUUUGAAUCAUUUAAAUUCAUGUAAAAAAUUCUAACAUAAGUAGUCAUGUGAUGAGUAGGAUACCGUAAAGUUAACAAGUUGUUAUGAGAUAAGAGUAGUGGCUGUCUCUGAAGUGUUUUUUACAUACUACACAACAACCACACUUUUUAGAUCUGUCAAAUAAAGAAAAGAACAUGAAUAUCAAGAAAAACUUCAUAAAUGUAAUUUUCUUAUAGGGAAACCCAGGACCAGAUGGACCUGCAGGUCCAAAAGGUGACCCUGUGAGUGCACAAAAGAACAAAAAAUAGAAAUAAAACUCAUGAUUGCAGCAGUGCAGAUGUGUUUUAGUGUAGCUCUGUUCUCUUACUUGUGUGUGUUUCACCAGGGUGCUCCCGGAGAUGAGGGGGAAAUAGGGGAACCUGGACCACCUGGACUUAAUGUAUGACUCAAGGACAUGCAUCAGGUGUGUUAUGAUGAAUGAUUAAUGUCGAAGAUUAAGAAAUGUUUAAUUUUCUCAUUAUAGGGAGCCAAUGGAAAUCCAGGAGCGCCUGGACCCUCAGGUGACCCAGUAAGAUUACUUAAAGCAGUUUCAGUGUUGGUUGCAGCUAAAUAUUUAGAAAAAUUGAUAAUACUGAAUUCAGACCUUACAUUCUAGACCUUACACUAAAUGUGACAGUGUUUUUCCUGUUUGUGUGUGUGUUUGUGUGUGUGUGCGCACGUUCCUCUACCAGGGAGCCAAAGCAAGACGGGGUGAGAAAGGUGAUUUAGGGUUCAAAGGAGACUUGGUGAGUUUAUUUUUGUCUUUCUGUCUGUUUAGUGAUUCAUCAUAUCAUUGAUCUGAUCGGUUGUCUGAUCAUGUUUUUUUACAGGGACCACCAGGCCCUCCAGGUAAACAAGGACUUAAGGGUCGCCAUGGCCCUUCAGGGCUUGAGGGACAUGAUGGACCAGUAGGGCCACCAGGACUUAUUGGACCAAGUGUGAGUGAAAUUUACACAGAAACAGUGACCAUUUUCACCAGCGUGCUUGUGAUUAUUGCCUUUUGUUGAGAACUUGUUCUGACUGUUGCAGGGGUCCGAUGGCAUCAUGGGAGAGCAAGGGAGGCAGGGAAAAGAUGGACUGAAGGUGAGUUUUAUAAAAGUUGAAAAAAAAAUCACUUUUGAUUUUUAAAAACUGCCAAAAUUUUGUUUAUUUGUGACUUAAUCAGUGUGCAUGUAUGAUUGUGUUUUUCUAGGGUAAUAGAGGGCCGUAUGGUGUACAGGGAGUUCCUGGGCCUCGAGGUGAUAAGGUUGGAAUACAACUUAAAUAAAUGAGUACUAACUUCACAUGCAUAGGUCAUUGAUUUUAUUUAAAGAAAGCAGAUUAUUGUCACAAAUGCUCUGACUUGGCUCCAAAAAUAAGAAACUGAAGAUCUGUUCGUAUUAGUAUAUGGAGCUGUAAAAGGAAAUACUGUUACAAGUAUACUCUGGUGUUCAAAAGUCUAAUGAUACACCUGAAUCACCAUACUUGUGUCAGUAUGUCUUUUAACAUAGGGUAGUGAAUGAGGUGACGCGUUGUUUAAGUUACAUUUGGAAAUACUUGUAAAAUAUUGGACCUAAAGUCAGAUCUCCUGCAGCAGCUUAUAGCCAUAAUCAACUGUGAUCAUUUUUCAAUUUCACAGGGCCGGGAAGGCCGAGCUGGAUUUUCCGGAUUGCCAGGUCCGAUUGUAAGUGAGCAUGAAUGGGGAUGGCAUUGGUUCUUAGUAGGUGUAGAUCUACACCACUGAUGAGGUGUUGCUCUCUUUUUGCAGGGAGAGAUGGGAAAAUCUGGAGAGAGAGGAAAUGAAGGAGAACCUGGUAUCAAGGUUCCUAUGUGACUUUUGCACUUUAUAUGAUCAUUCAUGCGACUAGGAUGUUUGGUCCAAAUGGAUAAUCACUGUUUCCUUUGCCUCAGUGUUUUCAUCAUGAGUGAUUUAUUGCCCUCACUUUUAGUUGUCUUUAAACAGCUUGAACUGAAGUGAAUCUUGGUGUUAAUGCAACAACGUGCUUUUAUACUGUAUGUUUCUGUAUUUUAAUGUAGGGAGUAUCUGGUGUUCCAGGAGUGGCUGGACCCAAAGGCCUGAAGGUGAUCCGAAAAUAAAAUUAUUGAAAUUUUAAGUCCCAAGAGGAUGAACCUUUGUUGAAAUAUUUGUUUUUUUGCUCAAUAAAUUAGAUAUCACCUUUUACUUCAGUAAGGAAAAAGAAUUUGAAAUGUAAUCAAACCUGUUCAAACGACUCUUUGUACCGCUGUAGGGACUUCAAGGUGUCGGGGGUAACAGGGGACAGGAUGGACCUCUUGGAGCGUUGGUAAGACCAGCUGAUAGUGUUGAUAUUUCUGUCUUCCUCAAAGAGCCCCUAAACUCUGUAAAUCAGUGAUUAUUCUGUCAUCCCAUCCCAUAACUUAACAAGCCUCGGUUUACAUCCCAUAAAUUUAUAUUCAAAGGCUUUUUUUUUCAUGAUCCAAAUUUUUCUGACACUCACUUUGUGACAUUAUUAAUGUAGUAACCAGCUUAAGGGCAGAUAAACAAAUAACUCUUUUUUUCAGGGAUCUAAUGGUGAAAAUGGAAUAAAUGGGAACACUGGAUCUCCAGGACAGAAAGUAAGUUUACCCCUCUAUGAUAAAUUCUGAACCGGUAAAUUUGUCACAAAAGUCAAACUAAAUGUUUCCACAGGGCUUACCCGGGAAGACCGGAGCUCUUGGCCUCCAAGGACCUGUGGGGAAGAGUGUGAGUGUUUAUCUCAAACAAGUGAAUGUUACUCAGUAAGUCGUUCUGUAUGAGUUGUUGGCGGUGAUGAAAUAUGUUGAUUCAUCUAUUUAAACCUUCAUGUCAACUGACAGGGAGAAACUGGCAAGAGAGGAGCAAGGGGUCCAACAGGAAAGCCAGGAGAGAGGGUGGGUUCAAAACUGCUUUCUGGUUUUGGCUAUUUUGGCUUUAAGUUGCUGUAUUGCCCCAACACAACAACAGUAGUGGACAAUAAUUACCAUACCAUGCCAAACUAUACCAUUGUCUAUAAAAGGCCAUUGGAGGAGGGGGAGUAGGGCACAAAUGCCGAUCGAAACAGUAGCCCCACAGGCUAACCACUUAAAUCACAAGCGAUAAAGGGAGAGGAGAAAAUAAUAAUCUGAAUGCACAGACUUCCUAUCCAAAGAGACAAAGUGAAUAAACAAAAACCACUGCUGCCGAGCUGACUUGAACUUCUUUAUCCAAAGCACUAAGACUGCCAAAGAUACUCAAAGAUAUAAAACAGAAGAAGGGGACACUAAGACGUCAGGGGUCGACAGCCCAAUAAAAAAAACAGAGGACAAAUCUUAAAAGUAAAAAGUGCUUUUGUAGACACAACUCAAAGAGACACAGAGAGAUAAAUCCUCUCACUAUCUCUACUGGUUAGACAAUGAGUCAGCACCAUGCGCUGAAGUUCAGGGGUUUAUAUCAGCUUCAGUCACGCCAAUCAGGCACUCAGACUCCUGACCAAAACUCUCCUUAUACUCAAGUGAAUGCCCUCACAACAAUACAAUAUUUGGUCCCUCUGAUACAAUGAUUGUGUAACGUAAAUCAGGAGAACAGUUUAUGUCUGUUUCAAUAUUUUCCCACCCCUGCAACAUGGCAUUACAGAAUAAAUUAUUAGAAUGAUUGAGAAAUAAGUGUUUCCAGAUUGAGAUGAAUUAUUUGUUGGUAUCUUUUCUUUUACCAGGGAGUUAAAGGUCAAAAAAGCCCAGUUGGUCUUCCAGGAAGUAUGGGCCCAAAGGUAUUUAUUUAACUAUACUUUAAAUCAGAAUAUAAACAGUAAAUGUCACUACUAUGAACUGUAUAGGUUAAGUUUACUGUAAUUUCUGUUUUUAAGGGUAAGAGAGGUGAGGAAGGACCGAGGGGAAAACAAGGCAGCCCAGUAAGUGAAUAUUUUGUGUUGUUAAAAUUUAAUUGUUUAUGCAUAUGUUACAAGUGGUGCUUAUUGUUAUUUUACAAGUCAUUCCUUUAGAUUAUAAGUUCAACACUUUGCCUGCUGUCUUUCCUAACUCAAGUUUUGCUCUCCUUCAGGGCGAGAGGGGCAUACCAGGACCAAAGGGAUAUCGAGGGCCUCCUGUAAGUAGUUCUCACAUGAAGUCUGUACAUGUCUACCCAUCAAUCAAGAAUCAAAUAUAAAAAGAAACUUCUGAACAUUGGUGCACUACUGGCCUUGUGGUUAAAGUGCCUUGUGUUUACAGGUGUCUCUCUCCUCAUUUUCUGCUCUCUGCACUGUCCUGUCCACUCCAAUAAACACACAAAAAACAUGAAAAAGAAAUUUAAAUGAAAAUCUUUUAGUAUCAAUAUAAAUCAUUUUCAUGCACCUCUAUGCAGAUGAUAGUCACCUCUUCUUCAGGCCCUAAAAGCAAAAUUAAAUCAAGUUUGAAGAUUUAUGGUCCCCUUUUUCCCUCUCUGUCUCUUGACUUCUUCAUUUUCUUGUGUUUAUUGAACCACUUAAAAAUUUUACAAGAAAAUUCUCAUUUGUACUGUGAAACACAAAAAAAUCAAUACCUUUUUACAAAAAAGAGAUAAAUACCACCUUCUGCCAUCCAGGGUGUUCAGGGCAACAUUGGCCCAUGGGGUGAGGUUGGUCCCCGUGGUCCUCCAGGUGACCAGGGGCCAGUAGGACCAGCUGGCCCCUUUGGAGUAAUCGGUUACCCAGUGAGUCUAUUUCAAUUGUUUUAUUUGUGAAUUAUAAACAUAGAAAUGGGGACCUGUCUUGUUUUUGACUAAUUAAAUAUUAUCAUGUCUCCUUCGCACUUUUCCUGAACAGCAGCCUAAUUUUUCAGUUCACAACUUUUAUGUCAUGUUGACCAGGAUGAUUAAAACUCAAACCCCAGAUCAAGAUGCAAAGUAGGCUAAACUAAAAAAAAAACCAAAUCAAGCCAAAAAGAGAGGAGUUGCAUAAUUGUACAAAAUGACUAUGACGCUGACCACUGCUUACAUAUUUCUACCUUGCUAUUGAGACAGCUACUGCUUUCCUUAAGUGGCUAACUUUAAAGACUGAGGGUGUUUAUGCCAAUAAACCACACGAGACAGACAGUGUAAUUGGGGCAAGGCAGGAAAAAUCAAAUCAAGUGUAUCAAAGUGCUAGCCAUGAAAAAGGUCAAAUUUCACAGACUUUGAGUGCUUUGAGUGUUAUCCAUUCACUGGCCUGCCUCCUGGGAAAACUGCUGACUGAAUCUUGAUCUCAUUAAUGAACAAAACAUGUCUUUCUUGUCAUUUUUGCAUGGCAUAAGACUUUUCUCUUCAUGUUAGUCAGCAGAUCAGGUCAGCCUAGGUGUCAGGAUGCUGGUGCGGGCUGUAGUGCAUGAAACCCCUCUGUGUUUUCAUCCUGAAUCUGAAGUAUUGUAUAUUAUUCAACACCAGGGGGUUUCAUAUUAGUUUUUAUUAUAAGUGAACUCAUCCUCGACACGAACUGUUACAGGGUAUGUAUGGCAUCAUAAAAUUUUAGGGGGUUUUAUGGCUGCUUUACCUUUUUUUCAAGAUGGCCAAUAAUCUACUGUUUUUAUCACUGAAUUCAGCACCUCUCCUCGAAGUAACAUUUAAUCCUUCUGUUUCAGAAAUACUUCAGAAAAUUCAGAAAAUAAUCAAUUUUUAUGAAAACUUCAGAGACUAAAAUAUGUUUUGAACAGAGCUGCCCCCUAGUCUUCAAUGAAUAAUCUGAAAUUCAUCAUGACAUAAUACUUGUGCUACAUAUAUCGUAAGAACUGUGACUAUGAUGUGAUUAUGUGAACGAUAGUUAUUUCAAACCAAAAAUCGACACAAAAUAAAUGAAAACAGUAUUUAUGCAUGUUAUCAUUUAGACAAUCACUGGCACAUUCAAUAAAAUAUGUUUUCAUCCACAUCAGUUUAUGAUUUAAGCAUCAAAGUUGACGAGUCUUUUUCCGGUGUCUUUCAGUGUUUUAUAUGCCCACAUGCUGUAAGACUUGGUUUGAAGGCAGCGGUAAGAAGUAAAUUCGUUUUUUUGAUGCUUAACUUUUAAGGGUAAAGAUGGACCUCUAGGAUCAACUGGAUCAGCUGGUGUCAAAGGAGAUAAGGUAAAACUUUUCUAUCAAAAAAACAGUUCCAACCAAUUUUUAGCUUGACUUAGCAGCCAAAGCUUCUCCCCUCUACUGAGGCUGAAGUCCUCCUCACAGGGAUAACAGGUUCAGUUCUCAGCCUUGAUCCUUUAGUGUGGGUCUAUUCCCAUGUUUCCUGUUUCUGUUCAGCUAUUAAGAUGAAACACCUAAAAAUAAAAAAAGAGAUAACUUAAUUGAGACAGCAUGGUGAUGGGAUUUUUUGUGCAUCCAUUUUAGAACCAAUCAGUUUUAUCAUCCAUAACAGGGCUGUUUCAGUUUAGUUUUUUUAUUCUCUGUUAUCUUCUCAGGGAUCCAGAGGAGUUUUGGGUCAGGAGGGGGUUGCUGGUCUCGAUGGUGAGGAGGUAGAUUGAUUAGAAUGUGUUUGUUACAGAUUGAGAUUUUUUUUUUCAUUGAACUUAAAUCAAAGGUGCUGUGAUGGUUUUUUCUAAGAAAUAAAAACGGCUGAUGGCCCUUUGUCCAUUUAGCUGACCCUUCAGAAAGACACAUUUAUGUCAUGAUUUAUCAUAUGCAUAAGCAAGCCCAUGCUUUUAUGUUCAGGGUCCAGCUGGACUGAGGGGAUCAAAUGGUCCAGCUGGGCUUAAAGGCAGCUCUGUGAGUAAAUGUGUGUUAAUAAACGUGUUGUUUUUGUUACAUUUAUUGAAAAUCACUGUUAGGGCUACUGUACAACAUAUUUAUCAAUCAUCAUCUUUAGAUUUUUUUUACCUGAAUCAUAAACUUGUUUACUGUCUCAGGGGGACAAGGGAGGCACUGGUCUCCCAGGACAAAGAGGGCCAAAGGGAGCUGAAGGCAAUAGAGGCAACCAAGGGCCACAGGGAACAAAGGGGCCUCCAGGGAAACAGGUGAGCCAGAGUUAUUGAGAUUAGUGACUUCAAGGAAUCCUUAAAACUUCCUAAGAGUUUCUGCUUGAUUGUUUUCCCCAUAAUAGACAAAGCAUUAAUUUGCGGCCUUUUAAGCCUUGAUGCCUAGAUUCAUACAGCAGACUUCUGUAACCUGUGUGCAGUUAAGUUUUGAAUUGUGAAUUUGAAAAGCCUUUUUUGUGCAGGGGUACAGGGGUGCACCGGGUGACAGAGGAAAAUCAGGUGUUCCAGGACUCAAGGUGAGUCAUUAUGUUCAGUCAGCCUUACCAGGCUAAUGAGGAUGUGGUCAAAAUCAGCAAAGUGAAUCCUGAAAGUUUGGCUGAGAGUCUGAAAUUUGUGAUAACACUUUCACAGGGUGGGCCAGGUACCAGAGGUCCGUCAGGCAUGGCUGGACGUUUUGGACCAGGAGGAAACACGGGAGUGACAGGGGUCAAAGGUCAGAAAGGGCUUGAGGGACACACUGUGAGUAAUGCAGUUGGAUACCUGAUUAGUAAAAGGAAGUCUGAUGAAGGCCUGGACCAAAUUUGAUGAAUAUAUGAUGUUGUGCUUCUUUCUUUACAUUUUUUAUGUCAUGAUAUUUUGUCUGGUUUUAGUCGAGUUUUUAAUGUUGAUCUGCUUUUGUUGUUGACUUCAGGCUAUCAAAGCUGCAGUUUAGUAUUAUUUUAUCUGGUUCAUACUUGCCCCUUGUGUCUUCUCAUUUCAGGGACCACCUGGCAGUAUGGGUCCUCCUGGACAAAUUGGGCCAUCAACACCAGUAUGAGUUAUUAAACUGGCAUGAGGGUUAAAUGUAUUUAUGACUGAUUAUUCAAAGGAAACUCCAAAGCAGAUAUAUAUCCUACAUCUUACAGGAUAGUGUUUCAUUUAAUAAAUUUUAAUAUGAUAUUAAAGUCCUCUGCAGCAUGCUACUUAUGAAACAUUUCAGUCUUGUGACAGAAACACAUCCAAUUAAUUUGGUUAUACUUCACUAAAAUAGGAAAAAGUAUUUUUAAAGUAUGAUUUAAUAUUUUUCAUGCACAUGUGAUUGAUAGUCAUAAUGGCUGCUGUACAUAAUGAGUAGUACUAAAUACAUGUCCUAAUCCCAAUUUAUUGUUAUAUUUGGAUUCAAUGGUCUCAAUUAUUACAUUUUUUUAAAUAUAUAAAUUCAGAUGAAAAUUCAUUUUUCUCAGGGUUUGCCAGGUGAGAGAGGUGUUGAGGGUAAGACUGGAUCUCCUGGACUGAAGGUAUGAUGUGUUAUGUAUGUACCAUGAUGUAGUUAGGUUGGUGGCUCUGUAAGUUAGUGCAGUAAGAGUACUCUACAGGAGUUCACUUUAUAGUUUUCAUGCUGUCUCUGCUUCUUGUUUUGUGUCGGUAAAACUCAGGGCAGUCACGGUGAGAAGGGGAAACUUGGUCCCCAGGGCAUCAGAGGAGACACGGUGGGUUGUGUGUUUCUUCCACUGGGCAUUAUUUAACUUAAUAGGCAUAUUUAAUGCCUAUCAAAUAUGCCUUGAUAGGCAUAUUUAAUGGUUGCAAAGGAUGUCAUUACUGUGACAGUGAUUCUGUGUAUAUUUCCUUAAUAUACAGGGAAUCCGGGGUGAAAUGGGUACAAAAGGAAAGCCCGGGGCGAAAGGGACAAUGGUGAGAUGUUUCCUCUCUCCAGAGCUGGGUUUACAAUAUUUUUAGAUUUGGAGUUCAUUCAUUUACUGUGGCUCAGUGGUCUGGCUUGUAUCCGCUGAAAAUCUUAAUUAUUCAUCAGUGUGAUUUUUCAUGAAGGCAUCAUUCAUAUGUGCGACUGCUUUUCAGGGGACAAAGGGACAGCUGGGCCCCACUGGCACUGCAGGUGGCAAAGGUCCUUCUGGACCUGCUGGACCUCCUGGUCUCCCAGGAAUUAAAGGGACUCGGGGACCAAAGGUAAGAGGGAGAAAUUGCUAAACUCAGAUAGAAACUUAAACCAGGGAAAAACAGAAGCUGAUGGUGAGCAUAAUUUCUCUAUAAAGGGGAAAGGUGCCCUACCUGGAAAUAAAGGAAACAAAGGAGCGAGGGGACCGGCUGUGAGUCCAAUAUACUCUUUGACUUCAGUUUCCAUUUACUUCAUAGUACUCAAUGCUUUUUUCCUAGGCUGCACUUUAUUGUCUCAUUAAAUGAAAUGUUUGCAGGGAGCAGAGGGCCAGCCGGGUAAACCUGGGCCUGCAGGAGGACGUGGAAAACCUGCAAGUGCCCCCUUUUGAAAUUGAAAUACAUAUGCACUGUAUAUUAACAGUGUUCUGCUGCCUAUGAUUUCAGUUCAUUACUUCAACUCACAUUAAAUCAAAUGUAAACCAAUAACCAAGCAUUGGUUGAAACACAAAUUGUUGAUAAUAAUAAUAAUAAUAAGUUUUGAUGUUUUACAGCAAGAACUGUCCUGAUGUAACAGUUUGUUGCCUUGCUGUCUUUUUCUCAGGGCCUCAGUGGUCAGGAUGGGUUACUGGGUGUCGAGGGUAAUGAAGGAGAUCCGGUAAGAAUUUGUUGCAUCAUUACAAGUAAGAAUGUUGUUCAGCAUUUUAACUAACCCCCCCCACCUCCACUGCUCAUCUCAAAGGGUAAUGCUGGUUUCAGAGGAGCUCCUGGAACACCUGGAACACCUGGAAAAACAGUAAGCUUCAAAAUAGGCAUGUAAAAUAGGACACCCUUUGAAUGUGGGUAUUUUACAUCUUUUGAAAACUGCAUUUUUCCAUAAUGAUGUAUUCUUUAAGGGUAAACCUGGUACUCCUGGGAUCAGAGGAAACACUGGAUCACCAGGCUUUAAGGUAUAGGAUUAUUUUUUUUAAUUCACUGAAAUGUGCGCUCUUUUUUUGCAGUAUCUAAUUAUCCAAUAAUAUUUGUGUAUUUCACUGUGUCAUUUUGCACCAUACUUACUCUCAGGGUAAAGCUGGUCCAAAAGGGAAACAAGGGCCACCUGGACCAGUGGGGCCUAGGGUAUGUAAGUUUUGUUCAUCAGCUUGAUAACAAGAUUGAUAUAAUACUUCAAAUCAAUUUUUCUUUUAAGUGUCUGCGUCUUUGUCAAUACAGGGUAUUCCAGGACUUAGAAGAGAGAAAGGCGAGUCUGGAACAACUGGCCUAAAGGUAAAAGUCAGACUCAAAAUUCAGGACAUUAACACACCUAACACUCAUGGCUUCUCACAGCAAAGAUACCAUGUCUUAAAAUGUUGUAUAUAUCUUUUAAUGUUUCUUUGUCUUUUAUUUCAAGUAUAUACCAAAUUUCAUAUACUGUCAUAUUUCUGCGUUCAUAAUCUGCAGCUGUUGACUAAACAAGAGAGGUUUAUUCUAAAAUCUGUACCUUGAAAACAGUUAUCUCCAAAGGCAAAAUAUUCAAAUGUGUUGGGUUCAAAAGUGCAGAAAUCAACAGAGUCUAAGAAUUAUGCAUGGUUGGUGGAGGAAAAGUUGUAAGCUGUUCUAAUCUUCCCUUACAGGGUCUUUCGGGUGACUCAGGAAUACGAGGACGAAUUGGGCCACCAGGGCUAAAGGUCAGCUAAUGCUAAUUGAAACGUACAAUCAUUAAAGUUGGAAAAAUAUAGGAUCAUUGUCAUUCAUUUUCCAGGUUUCUAACUUUUUUUCAGGGGAAUCCUGGUUUGCAGGGGCUGAAAGGUCAAAGAGGUCCUAAAGGGAAGCAGGUAAUGUCUGUUUAAAUGUUGGUUUGACUUUGUUUUGAAGAGACAGCAAAUCGUUAAUCAACUGAUUAAAUUUCACAGGGGGAUACUGGUCCUCGUGGUCCUCGUGGUCCAUAUGGGCCAAAAGGCGUCCUUGGACUCCCAGUAUGUUGCCUUGUAAUUCCAUACAAAAAAUAGUUAACUGAUCCUUUUCACUUGAUUUAUCUCUUUUCUAUUCUUUACUUCAGGGCCAGGCUGGAAAAAAGGUGAGCAACUGUUUCUUAUUUCACUUACGGCUCAUGCAGGCCUGUGGGUCUUCAUGGUAAUCUAGUCACAGAUUAAGACAAUUUUAUUCAGCGUGACUCUAUCAAAACAAUUGUUUUGGUCAUUUAAAAAGCAGGUUAUCAAACCGCUGAUGGUAAGGAGUAUCUUCUCUCAAGUUGUCUCUGCUAUUACCUUGAUUGCAAAAAUGUGAGAUAAGUCUUUAUGUAGAGUUGUCUCAAGUUGAAAGCUGAUUAUAUUUGGGUCUUUACAGGGGAUGAAAGGUGUUCAAGGCGGGAGAGGACCUAAAGGGACAAAAGGAGAGCGGGGACUUCCAGUAAGAAUUUGCAAAUUGGCUGAAUCAUACUUUAGAGUUUGGAUGUAUAUAAAAUCAAUAGCAGAGAGGUUAUAACAUACACUUUACACAGAGUCACUUGUUUUACAGGGAAAGCCUGGUGCACCAGGCAGGCACAGAAAGCUGAAGUCAAAACCACUGCCAAAACCAGCUCAAGGAAAUAAGUUAAGACCUAAAACAGGACCAAGUUCAAGAUCUGGUCUGAAAAAUGUGCUGAGAACCAAACCAACACUCAACCCCCAGAGGCAGAGCAAAGGAAAACAGAGAGUAUGUACAGUUUACUCAGUUACAUCAUGUUUACAAGUUGCACUGUUCUUGUGUCAUGCUACACAUCCUCGAAGCUGUGUCAUGUGUGACUGACUUAUUAGCUCACAGGCUGCAUGUGAUUCCUUUAUAGCGACCCAAGAGAUGGUCUGAAGGAGACGACUCUGAGGAUUUCUACAGCUGGCCUUGGGGUACCAAAGACAACCCUGCCACUACCUGCUAUGAGCUGGGACUCAUACGCCCGCAUCUGACUGAUGGUUAGGGUCUUUAUAUGCUUUCAUCCAUAGGAUGAUUUCAAUGUGCUUGGGAGAUUACAUACUUUUUUCUCCAAAUUAAGUCUGUGUUACCCAUUUUAGGCUUCUUUUACAUGGAUCCCAACCAAGGCUGUCCCUACGAUGCUGUGAGGGUUUUCUGUAAUUUCACAGCAGGAGGAACGACCUGCAUUGACCCUUUGCAGUCACAGGUACACAUUUUUAGUGUGAGGUAUCAUGUCAGUCUCUCCUUUGCAACUAAAAAACAGCACAAGAUGAUCCCAUAUAUUCGUCAUAUGAAAUACUUUUGGCCUAUAACAGUGGUGGUCAAGCGAGACUGCCCACUUAAGACUAUUUUGAAUAUCACAGAGAAACAGUGUUUGCAAUGUGAUAGGUUUUUCAUGAAAUCAAGAAUAGGGAAUAGCUUACAUAAAGUCUUCUUCGACCCAAGGCAAUGUGGACCUAGAUCAGACUGUACAACUGAAAUUCUGAGAAAGCAUUUUGGCCAGACAAAAAGCACUUCUGGGUGCUGACGAGAAUAACGACUUCCCUGUUUUUUCAGUCUGCUUCACAAGUCCUGAAUACUGAAGUAUUCAAAGUGAAAGCAAACUAAACAGGUUGGCACAACACUGUUUUGCACAACUGAGGCUUUCUAUCGGUACCCAGAUGGGAAGUUUUGGGCACAUUUUAGGUUGUUUAUUUGUUGAGCUUUGCAAGCUUUGCAUGAUUUUAUAUUGUAACUAUCAAGGACACUUACACAGAAGAUAUAUUAAAAGUCAAAUUAUAAUUGAGGCUGAGUUGGUGAAUUAAUUAUCAGCACAGCUCAAAGUGACAGGAAUAAGGCUGCCUGCGUCAUAGCCAAGCUGGUAUGAGAACAACAUUUACAUCUCAUGUGCCAUUACUGAAAUUUCCCCUGGGAGGGAGAAGUGUUCCUUUCCAUAGUUUUUAUUUAUGUAUGUUGUGUUGAUUUGUCUAUGUUGAUGAAAAAAGUAAUAUUUCAUCUUGCAGAUAAAAUUCCUCUUGGAACCAGAGAGAAAAUCAUCAGAAUUACCCGUUCAAUGGUUUAGUCAGCAUCAUGGCAGAGACAAGGUAUGAGUGUCAUAUAUUUGAUUUUUUUUACUGCUAAUCAUUGAGCACAAUAUUUGAAAUCAGCAGGCCAUUUCUCUGAGUUUUAUGAAAGGAUUUCUGUCUCUGACAGCUUGAGUAUGCUGGUCUGGAUGUUGUUCAGCUGCGGUUUCUGCGGUUACACAGCCAUAAAUCUUUCCAGCGCAUGACAAUCAGCUGUACAGGAAACUCCGGUUUGGCUGGCACAUCUAAUCCAUCCAAUAGAAGUAUUCACCUUCUAGCAGACUCUGGUAAAGAAAUCUCAUCUCACCUUAUCACUGUGUCCAGCAAAGGCUGUGAGGUAAGAUGACAUGAUAAUACUGUUGUUAAAAAAAACAAAAACAGUUUUGGUCAGCUUACCCCCUUCUCUUACUGUACAAAUAAACAUGUGACAUAAAUGUGUUUAAAAAUGACACAGAUUGUCAGGCACAUGGCAGGUUGUCAUGGUGUUGUAUUUUCAGUUCAAAUUCAUCCCUGUUAUGUUUAAUAAAAGAAAAGAAUAGACUUAAAGCUGAAAUAAAUCAGUUAUAUAGCAGAAGUAUGAAUAUAUCAAACACGAUCUGAGCAUUUCAUCUUCAAACAGUGAUGCUGAAUGUCUUUAUUCAAUCCCUGAUGUAAUAUAGACAAAUUUUGCUUUAUCAUUGUAAUUUUGCAAUGUUAUUUGUUAUGAAGGCUAAAGAUUUUUUUUCUCAUCAUUUUAUAACAAGCUGCCAUGUUCAAAGUGUUAAGUCACUGAAUUAUGUAACAAAGACCAAAUGUCCCCUUCAUAUCUCUUCUGUCUGUUGUGCAGAGCGAGCUGGUUGUGAUGGUCUGGGGAAGCACAGAGCUGCAUCGAGGUGAUAUGGAGUUACUCCCUAUCAGAGAUCUGGGUUUAGACAUGACAUCACUAUCCCUGCUUAUCCCUGAGGUCACUGUGUCUUUGGGACCCCUCUGCUUCUUGUGACCCUUGAAGGAUGUGUGUGUGUUUUGGGUGUGUGUGUCUGUGUGUAAGUGACCUCUGUAAAUAUCUGUUUCUUAUAAAGUGGACAUAUGAUAAGUUUGGGUUGUUGC